GAGGAUUGGUUUGUGUUGCUUGACUUGUUGUUUCAGAGAUACCCCUUGUGUUUUGAUCGUUUCCCUUUGAGAAUGCCUAUUCUCCGCUUGAAUGCGGCUUCUGGCGCGAGGUUGCGUCUGGCCACUGCCAGACUGAGCACUCGUCGUCCUGCUCUUAGAGCCACCGUCGCUGCUUCCCAGAAAAUCCUCCGUCCCCGUCUUUACACAACUUCGACACCCCUACGAAAUGCCUCCUCCCCCGAUGUCUUCCCCUCGCUGCUCGAACAGCCCGGUAUCUCCGACUACCUCAAUGCUCAAGAACCUGUCGCUGUUCCCCAAACCUUGACCGAGAAGAUUGUUCAGCGCUACAGUCUGGGUCUCGCCGAAGACAAGUUCGUCCAGUCUGGCGACUAUGUCACCCUCUCUCCUCAACAAUGCAUGACCCACGAUAACUCAUGGCCCGUCGCAACAAAGUUCAUGUCCAUUGGAGCCACCAAGAUCCACGACCCCAAGCAGAUUGUCAUGACCCUCGAUCACGAUGUCCAGAACAAGACGGAAAAGAACCUACAAAAGUACCGCCAGAUUGAGAACUUCGCAAAGGAUCAGGGUGUUGACUUCUACCCUGCUGGCCGUGGUAUCGGUCAUCAGAUCAUGGUCGAGGAGGGCUACGCCUGGCCUGGCACUCUCUGCGUUGCUUCCGACUCGCACACCAACAUGUACGGUGGUAUCGGCUGUCUUGGAACUCCCGUCGUCCGCACUGAUGCUGCCUCUAUCUGGGCCACCGGUCGUACUUGGUGGCAGAUCCCCCCAAUUGCCAAGGUCACUCUCAAGGGUAUGCUCCCUCCUGGUGUUACUGGUAAGGAUGUCAUUGUCGCUCUGGCUGGUCUCUUCAACAAUGAUGAGGUCCUGAACCACGCCAUUGAGUUCACUGGUUCUGCCGAUACCAUGCACUCUCUCCCUGUCGAUGACCGUCUUGCCAUUGCCAACAUGACUACCGAGUGGGGUGCUCUUUCUGGUCUCUUCCCCAUCGAUGGUGUUCUCCAGGGAUGGUUGCGUGCAAAGGCUACCGAGGCUUCUCUUUACGAGGACGCUGCCCUGACUUCCUCCAAGACUUCCACCCGCUUCAACCACCAAAGACUCGAUGAGCUGUUCGAGAAGCCCCUGACUGCUGACAAGAACGCCAAGUACGCAAAAGAGCUCUUCCUCGACCUGGAGUCUCUUUGCCCUUACGUCUCCGGCCCCAACAGUGUCAAGGUUGCCACUCCCUUGAACGAGCUCAACGCACAAGACAUCAAGGUCAACAAGGCCUACCUCGUCUCUUGCACUAACAGUCGUCGUUCUGAUAUUGCUGCUGCUGCCAAGGUCUUCAAGGAUGCUGCCGAGGCCAACAACGGUGUCAUUCCCAAGAUUCCUUCCCACGUCAACUUCUACAUUGCUGCCGCCUCCCUGCCCGAACAGCGUGCUGCCGAGGAGCAGGGUGACUGGCAGACUCUCCUCGAUGCUGGUGCACAGGCUCUGCCCUCUGGAUGUGGCCCUUGUAUCGGUCUUGGUACGGGUCUUCUUGAGCCAGGUGAGGUCGGUAUCAGUGCCUCCAACCGUAACUUCAAGGGUCGUAUGGGUAGCACAGACGCAAAGGCCUACCUCGCCAGUCCCGAAGUCGUCGCUGCCUCUGCUCUUCAAGGUAAGAUCGCUGGUCCCGGCACAUACCAGAAGCCCGAAGGCUGGAACGGUGUCAUCCGUGGUGAAGGCGAUGGUAUCCCUGAAGAGCAACGCAUGAUCAGCAUCGAAGACGCUCUAGACAUGCUUGUCCGUCAAGCCGAAGAAGCCGUCGAGUCUGGCGAAAAGGCUCUCGGUGCAACCGAUGACGCCGCUCCUUCCGCUGACGAGAAGCUCACCGACAUUCUCCCCGGCUUCCCCGAAAAGGUCACUGGUGAGAUCGUCUGGUGCAACGGCGACAACAUCAAUACGGAUGGUAUCUAUCCCGGAAAAUACACAUACGACGAUGCCUUCUCAUCGUCGCCCGACCGCAUGGCCACCGUCGUCAUGGAGAACUACGACACCGAGUUCGCUUCCAUCGCAAAACAAGGCGAUAUCCUCGUUGCAGGCUUCAACUUUGGCUGUGGCUCUUCCCGCGAGCAGGCCGCUACUGCAAUCCUCGCCAAGAAGAUCCCCAUGGUCGUCGCCGGCAGUUUCGGAAACAUCUUCUCCAGAAACUCUAUCAACAACGCUUUGAUGGGUGUUGAAGUCCCCAGACUUAUUCAACGUCUUCGCGAGACAUUCGACACACCCCAGGCUGUUGAGGGUGUCAAGCCUAUCACCGAGCCCAGCAACAACGCACAAUCCCUCGAUACACCACCGCCGGCACCCACCUCUGUCCCUAGCCAAGAAAAGAAGCUUACAAGGAGGACGGGCUGGACCUUCACUUGGGACGUUAGACGUAGCCAAGUCAUUGUCCAAGAGGGACCCAACGGCAAGAGCUGGAGCCAAAAGGUCGGAGAGUUGCCGCCCAACGUACAGGACAUCAUUGCCAGAGGUGGCCUUGAGAAGUGGGUUGGUAAGGAACUGGCUGCUUCUUCCAAGAUCUAGAGUAAUGCUACAAAUGGCCGAGUUGUAUCGAGUGAUGUAAAGGGUGUAUAAGAUGGGUCAUAUGGCGUUUCUAGGUUUGCCAGAUAUAUGAGAACGUUUACAUGAUUGUUGAAUUACAAACCAUCCCAA
Messenger RNA from Aureobasidium pullulans EXF-150, 2694 nucleotides. Its product is annotated as homoaconitase mitochondrial precursor. The record is from RefSeq and is a predicted model, not a curated record. Bases 73 to 2565 code for a protein of 830 amino acids. Gene Ontology annotation, molecular function: homoaconitate hydratase activity; 4 iron, 4 sulfur cluster binding. Gene Ontology annotation, biological process: L-lysine biosynthetic process. Lineage: Eukaryota; Fungi; Ascomycota; Dothideomycetes; Dothideales; Saccotheciaceae. The transcript has 2 exons.